AUGAGCGGCCCAAAGAGACAAAAGACCGCGCACGACGCGCCGGUCAAGCGCCAGCAAGAAGAAGCUGAAGACAGCGCCUCUCAGUCGUCUCACGAUGCUCCCACCGAGGAAGAAUCAGCGACGCUCGAUGUCGCUUCCACUGCCGAUGCUGCGGAUGCGCCAGAGGAGCCCAAGACAUUCAAAGAGCUGGGCAUUGUCGAUUCAUUAUGCGAAGCCUGCGAAUCCCUCAACUACAAGCGUCCCACCGCCAUCCAGGCCAAAGCCAUCCCCGUCGCCCUCCAAGGCCGCGACGUCAUUGGCCUCGCCGAGACAGGCAGCGGAAAGACGGCCGCCUUCGCCCUGCCCAUCCUGCAGGCUCUCCUCGAGAAGCCCCAGCCGCUGUUUGGACUCGUCUUAGCACCCACUCGAGAACUCGCCGCGCAGAUUGGACAGUCGUUUGAGGCUCUCGGCGCCCUGAUUUCGCUGCGGUGUGCCGUCAUCGUGGGAGGUCUGGACAUGGUUCCUCAGGCGAUUGCCCUGGGCAAGAAGCCUCACAUCAUCGUCGCCACGCCCGGCCGAUUGGUCGACCACCUGGAAAAGACAAAGGGCUUCUCCCUGCGGUCCCUCAAGUACCUCGUCAUGGACGAGGCCGAUCGCCUGCUCGACAUGGACUUUGGCCCCAGCAUCGACAAGAUCCUCAAGUUCAUCCCUCGCGAGCGCCGCACAUACCUCUUCUCCGCCACCCUGAGCUCCAAGGUCGAGAGCCUUCAGCGGGCCAGUUUGAGGGACCCCGUCCGCGUCAGCGUCAGCUCGAGCAAGUACCAGACCGUGUCGACCCUGCUGCAGCACUACAUCCUCGUGCCGCACAAGCGAAAGGACACAUACCUCAUCUACCUCGUCAACGAGUUCGCCGGAAAGUCCAUCAUCAUCUUCACCCGCACCGUCUUCGAGACGCAGAGAAUAGCCAUCCUCCUGCGGACCCUCGGCUUCGGCGCCAUCCCUCUCCACGGACAGCUGUCGCAAUCGUCUCGACUCGGCGCCCUGAACAAGUUCAAAGGAGGAUCCCGCGAGAUCCUCGUGGCCACCGAUGUCGCCGCCCGUGGUCUGGAUAUUCCCGCCGUCGACGUCGUGCUCAACCUGGAUCUGCCGCAGGACUCCAAGACGUACAUCCACCGUGUCGGUCGAACGGCUCGUGCGGGCAAGUCUGGUAUCGCCAUCAACAUCGUUACGCAGUACGACGUCGAGAUCUAUCAGCGCAUCGAGGCCGCGCUGGGCAAGCAGCUGGACGCGUACCCGACCGAGAAGGAGGAGGUCAUGGCCUUCCAGAGCAGAGUCGAGGAGGCGCAGCGGGAGGCCAGGAUUGAGAUGAAGGCUUUCCUGGAGAACAAGGGUAAAGGCAAGGGCAAGGGCAAAGCGAAGGCCGGUGGACCAAAGAGGAGGAGAGACAACAUGGAUGAGGAGGAAGGUUGA
Molecule: messenger RNA, 1449 nt
Organism: Trichoderma citrinoviride
Lineage: Eukaryota; Fungi; Ascomycota; Sordariomycetes; Hypocreales; Hypocreaceae
Product: DEAD-domain-containing protein
Exons: 2
Coding region: 1-1449 (482 amino acids)
Molecular function (GO): nucleic acid binding; ATP binding; RNA helicase activity
Source: RefSeq, a predicted model, not a curated record